AGACAUUCUAGACCGGGAAGUGACGUUGAUUUCCUCCCCAACAGCAGUGGCCAGUUCCUUCCCCCCUCUUCUUUCUGCUCUGCUUCCCUUCUCAAAGAUCCCAGAACUUUUCUUUUGAUCGCCGAAGUUCUUGCCAUCGCCCUGUCUCUUAUCGUCUCACAAAAGAAGCAAAGCCACCGCCACGCAGGAGACGUCAUUCCGAAGGGUGGUGCUAUCAUUGCAUUGAAACGCAACCCUCUCUCUCUCUCCUCUCCUCUUAAAUUCAUUCAAUCUCGCCCCAGUCCUCCCAACUACACUUGGCUCACUUCCAACACACCUAUCGAACAAAAUUACCCGACUACAGAGUUCCACCUCUACAAUUACUUUUACAUCUCCCUACCGCAUCCCCACCGAACAACUACACAAGGGAAAGACCAUCAUAAAAUGUCCAUCAACAAAUCCCGAACCAAUCGUCCCGACUCAGACGUCAUCCAGCUCCCAACAGACAACUCAGCAGACCGCUCCGGUAUCGCCUCCUCUUCCGGGGCUGAUCUGGGUGCAGCCGCCGGUCCCACUAGCACAAGGACAGAAAAGCCAUGGAAACCGCCUGUGGUUCGCCAGCAGAGCUGGAGCAACGAGGACCAGAAGCAUGAGCUGCAGACUCGGUUGUUGGAUUUGGAGGAUGAGGAGGGAGACAGGCCCGGAUUCUCGGAGGCGCCGGCGGGGGUUCACUAAUCGGGUUCGUGGAGGUUGGAUUGGGUGGUGAAGGGAAUGGGCGACCGAUGAUUAUGAUAGCGGGUGG
Molecule: messenger RNA, 781 nt
Organism: Aspergillus aculeatinus CBS 121060
Lineage: Eukaryota; Fungi; Ascomycota; Eurotiomycetes; Eurotiales; Aspergillaceae
Exons: 1
Coding region: 424-714 (96 amino acids)
Source: RefSeq, a predicted model, not a curated record